AUGUCUGGGUGCACUAACUCCCAUCUAGUGCCGUUCCCCGAACGGCCUCCCUCAUCCAAAGAUUUCGUUCUACGUGACCACCAAUUAGCAGAGCCUUUUCAGUCAAUUGAUCCUCCCGACCAUCCUUUCUUGGACCACCCUUUCAGCAACCCUGAAGAUUCAUUAAGGAGAAUCGUUCUCCGCUCUAGUCAUGAGGGACCGAACCCCAAAGUUCCUAUCCCUCGGACAUCUACUCCAGUAAGCUGGAAAAAAGGGGCCCGAGUCAGUCAAGCAUGCGAAGGUUGCCGUGGGCCGAAGAUCAAAUGCAGCGGUCAUCGGCCAGCCUGUCAUAGAUGUGUGGAGAUUGGUAUCGCCUGCCACUACGACUAUCGAAAGGGAGAGAAGAUGGACAAGCAGCUCAGCAAUCUAAACGUACAGAUUGGCAUGUUAGAGGAUCUGUUGCGUGAUCUCUAUCCAAGACUCGACGUCCAAUCUGCCCAGCAUGUUGACCGAACCUUGGGUAAAAUUUCGAGCCAUGAUCGGACCCCGCCGACUGCCCCUGGUCUACCAAAAACCCGCAAUGCAACAGAAUAUCCAUUAGUCACCGUUGACUACACGAAAGAAGAUUUCAACAGCCUUGGAGAAAUGCAGGCGCUGGGGUUUGUUGGUGAACACACAGAGAUGGUAUGGUUGUGCAGGCUCAAAUACGCACUCGAACAAAGCUCUGUCACGCCAUCCACAUCCCAGGAGAACUUUAUUCGACCGUCCGUCACGUCUAUGAACUACUACAACAAUGACUGGGACAUGGGGAUACGAGAUGAAGUGGAUCUGUUAGAACGGCCUUCGCAGGGCAUGGCCGACCACCUUGUCGGCACGUAUUUCCAAAUCAUUCAUCCUUCAUUCCCGAUCAUUGGGAAAAUGACGUUUGAAGCUCAAUACCGAUCGUAUUAUUCGGAUCCAACCGCACGACCCGGGAAGCGAUGGUUGGCUGUGUUGAAUUUCAUGUUUGCCACUGCGGCAAUGCACCUAUCGCGCGUGAAGAAGCUAACUGAGUGCAAUGAAUAUCCGCAUUUAUCGUACUUUUCACGGGCGUGGAUACUUAGCAUGGACAAGGCGUCUAUGUGGAAUCAUCCUAAUUUGCAGCAGGUGCAGGUCGAGGGCUUAGCAGCCUUUUACCUUCUUGAACGUGGCCAAGUCAACAGGUCAUGGAAGUGUUGUGGUAUUGCGAUCCGCUCUGCUCUGAUUAUGGGGCUCCAUCUCCGUAGUGAGAGUCAGAGUGUUUCCCCAUUAUCGAAAGAGAUUAGAUAUCGGAUGUGGUGGGCUUUAUAUAUGUUGGAUACUUCGCUUUCUCUGAUGACUGGGCGUCCUCCGAGCAUUAGUGGGGUAUUCUGCACAACACCGCUUCCUAUACCUUUUGAGGAGAGGAAUCUUCAGAGCGACCAUGUCUUGAGGUACAUUAUAGACAAAGGUGCUCGCGGCUGCCUUAUGGCAACGUUGCUUUCCAAUAGGGGUGGAAAUAUGUCGAAGGAUAGCUUGACCGAAAGUGUACCGUUAAGUUAUCCAGCAUCAAGCAAGCGAUCACUCAAGGGAAAGUCUGCACUAGUUGUAGCGGAGCCGCUACGACCAAACGACUCGUUGUGCUUUCUUUACGCUGCGAGACUCACGAUCAUAACGCGCGAGGCAAUUGAUAUCCUUUACGCACCAAGUGCGGCCCAUAAGUCAUGGGUCGAGAUAGAGGUCGCAAUUUCCUCAUUGAACGACCAUGCGGAUAAUUGGCUUAGUUCGCUCCCAGCCCUUUACGAUUUCAAAGUCAUAAGCAAAGCUGGGCCCCUAAAGCGUCAAUGUGCCAGCCUCGCUUUCCACUUCUAUUCGACAAAACUUUUUAUCACGCAAACCUCUCUUCGCCGGCUCAUUUACAGAUCACCAGGAAUGUCGAACGUUCCUGUCGAUGCCUCUGAUUCCAUGACGGCCAUUUGCAUUCAGGCUGCGGGUCAACUACUCGAACUACUACCUGAUAAGCCAGACUUGACUUGGCUGUAUGGUGUUUGUCCAUGGUGGUGUGCUCUCCACUAUUUCAUGCAAUCUAUUACCAUGAUUUUUACAGAGUCCCUUAUCCGUACCAGGUUAGGCACAAUUGGCACAAUCAGCGUCAUGCCGAAGCUGGGAAAGGCUAUAGCUUGGCUGAAGGAGAUGUCCGAAAGAAAUGUUUCUGCACGGAAAGCUUGGCUUGUUUGCUUGGAUUUCAUCUCACGUCAUGGGUCGAAACUUGGUCUAGGUGUCGACGACAGUCUCUAG
This is a messenger RNA of Penicillium canescens, 2274 nucleotides long. RefSeq lists its product as uncharacterized. NCBI's taxonomy places the organism in Eukaryota, Fungi, Ascomycota, Eurotiomycetes, Eurotiales, Aspergillaceae. The transcript has 4 exons. Gene Ontology annotation, molecular function: DNA binding; zinc ion binding; DNA-binding transcription factor activity, RNA polymerase II-specific. The coding region runs from base 1 to 2274 and encodes 757 amino acids. The record is from RefSeq and is a predicted model, not a curated record. Gene Ontology annotation, biological process: DNA-templated transcription; regulation of DNA-templated transcription.